AUGAAGUUCUUUACUCAACAUAAUCAUAGUACGAUGAAACAAAUUCUUUUUGUUGAUAGCAUAACGUUGGGUACGCAAUGCAUACACAACUACAUGCCGAAACUCUCGAAGCAUAUCCUGGGACAAAGAAGAAAAUGUGAUGCUUUGAACAUUCAAGCGUUAUUUUAUGUAACGCAACAGGAAACUAAAUAG
Clunio marinus is the source of this 192-nucleotide messenger RNA. Lineage: Eukaryota; Metazoa; Arthropoda; Insecta; Diptera; Chironomidae. The record is from the annotation of a GenBank genome assembly.